CUGCUGACCGUCAUGGCUUCCACUGCUUUAUUGCUGCUGGUCAUCUCCUCCUCUGUCUCCCUGACAGUGGCCGUGUUGUUCGGUGAGCCCAGGAUAUUCGGAGAGGAUGCCACCGGUUAUGGCCCCAUAUUUGAAGAAGAGCCUGUGGAUGUGGUCUACACUGAGGACUCACCGGACAAGAGAAUCUCCAUGAACUGCAGGGCCCGCGCAAACCCCCCGGCUUCGUACAGAUGGAGGCGCGAUAACUGGGAAAUCAAGCUGAUGGAGCAGCCAGACGAGCACUACAGUUUGGUUGGUGGAAACCUGGUGAUCACUAAUCCUAUCCAUAAAAAACAUGCGGGGACUUACAUCUGCGUGGCCAAGAACAUCUACGGCACCGUCAUCAGCAAAGAGGCCAGGGUCAAGUUUGGAUUUUUAGAGGAGUUUCCCGAUGAGGAGAGAGAGCCGGUGCAUGUGAAGGAAGGACAGGGGGCGGUGCUGCUGUGUGCACCUCCAAAAGCUUGGCCAGAGGAAGUGACUUAUCGCUGGAUUUACAACGAGUUCCCCGUUUUCCUGCACACGGACCGGCGCCGGUUCGUCUCUCAGAAAACGGGGAACCUUUACAUCUCCAAAGUGGAAGCUCAGGAUGCAGGAAACUACUCCUGCUUCGUUUCAAGUCCCAUCUUAGGGAAGAGCGUCUACUCCAAGUUCAUUCCUCUGAUCCCCCUACCCCCUGAAGAUGGUGAGGAGAGAAGAUAUCCGGCAGAUAUCAGAGUGAAGUUCCCUGACACCACUGCCAUGCUGGCCUCCAAUAUCACACUGGAGUGCUUUGCUCUUGGAAAUCCCAUCCCGGAUAUUGUGUGGAGGAAAGUGGAUUCGACAGACCUCCCUCCAAAUCAUGAAAUCAGUGAAUCAGGAGCAGUGCUUCAUCUCUACAAUGUUCAGUAUGAAGACGUGGGAGCUUAUGAUUGUGAAGCCAUCAACACCAAAGGGAAGGAUUGGCACAAAGCCUGGCUCUAUGUGGAGUCCGCUCCAGAGUGGGCAGAGACCAUCAACAACACUCAAAUGGACAUAGGCUCCGAGCACACAAUGCGCUGUGUGGCAUCAGGGAAACCUUUCCCUUUUAUCCGCUGGUAUAAAGAUGGAUAUAUGUAUGGGAAAGGGGAGCUCAAGUUUUCCAGUCUGACUUUCGAUGACUCUGGGAUGUACCAGUGUAUAGCCGAGAACUUCUGGGGCAUCAAAUAUGCCAACGCGGAGCUUCGGGUCAUUGCAUGCCCUCCAACAUUUGAGCUCAACCCUGUUAAAAAGCAGCUUCUCGGGGCUAAAGGUGGACGGGUAGUGAUUGAGUGCAAACCGAGAGCCGCUCCGAGACCUCGAUUCACAUGGACGAAGGGCAAAGAACUCCUCUUCAACAAUUCUCGCAUUUCAAUCAUGUUUGAUGGAAGUCUGGAGAUCCGAAAUGCCACCAUAAAUGAUGAAGGUCUGUACACCUGCCUGGCAGAGAAUGACAGAGGAAAGGCCAACAGUUCGGGAUAUCUCACCAUGACAGAGGCGACCAUCCUCUCAGUAGCACCCGAGGACAGUGAGGUCAAAGUUGGUGAUGAGAUUGUUCUCAGGUGUGCUGCUUCAUUUGACCCCAUGCUGGACAUCACGUUCAUCUGGGCCAUAGACUUCAGAGUCAUUGACUUUGACUCUGAGUGGCAACAUUAUGAACGCGUUAUGAGUGAAGAUGGAAUUGGUGAUCUAAGAAUAAAAAAUGCCCAGAUAUGGCAUGAGGGUCGCUAUACAUGCACAGCUCAAACUGUGGUGGACAACGACACUGCUUACGCUGACCUUAAAGUUGUAGGUGUUCCUGGGCCUCCUGGUGUGAUCCGGAUUGAGGAGAUUGGGGACACGUGGGUGAGGCUGUUGUGGACCAAAGGAUCGGAGCAUAACAGCCCAAUCCUCUACUACACCAUUCAGACCAGGCACUUCUGGGCGCUGAAUGAAGACGACUGGAAGAAUGCAAGCACCUCUCCGACUUUUCUUGACGGAACAAUGGAGAAAGCUGAGGUAACUGACUUGUACCCGUGGAUGGAGUACCAGUUCAGGAUCAUUGCCACCAAUGAGUAUGGGUCAGGAGAGGCCAGUAUCCCAUCCCUCAAGAUAAAAACCUGGGAUGCUUCUCCUGUGGUUUCCCCGACUAAUGUAGCUGGAUAUGGAGGUCGAAAUGGUGAGAUCGUCAUCACAUGGGAUCCUGUGCAGCCAUGGUUCUUUUAUGGGAAAAAAUUUGGCUACAUUGUGGCAUUCAAGCCUCAUGAUGCCUAUGACUGGUGGUAUGAGACCAUCUCGGAUCCGGAGACGAGACGAUAUGUUCACAGAGAUUCCUACUUCGUUCCGACUGAUGAGGACUUCCAGGUGCGAGAGUUUCAGGUGAAGGUGAGGUCCUUUAACGUAAAAGGAGACGGACCCGACAGCCUCACUGAGGUCAUCUAUUACCCAAGAGAUGUUCCCACAGAGUCUCCAACAGAUGUGUAUGCCCGGCCAGUGUCCUCCACUGAGGCUGUGGUUUGGUGGCUGCCAGUGGUCGAUACUGGAACAGGUUUACAGCAGUACAUAGAGGGUUAUCAGAUCAAAUACUGGAGAAAAUAUGAUGACCCAGAACCAGGAGCCAAUCGCAUACUCGUUCCAGCAACAGUCAAUCAGACCCGGCUUGAGAACAUGCUGCCAGACUCACACUACCUCAUUGAGGUCAGAGCCUUCAAUGGAGCCGGGUUUGGACCCCCUGGUGAACACUGUGAGAUGUUCACAAAGAGAGCACCACCACCAGAGCCUCCCAGGAUGUGGCGCUAUAUCAGCUGGACUGGACAAUGGCUGUAUGUCUGGUGGGAUCACAUCGAGUACGACUGGUUUGGCAAUAUUUCCUUCCCUCUGUACUACAAGGUCAUGUUCAGGAAGACAGGAUACAUCUAUGGGAAGGUCUACAUUACUGGCUGGCACUUCAUGGACUUCCCCAUGCCUCAGGUUGGAGAUUUCGAACUGAUGGUACGAGGCCGUUAUGAAGGAGGAGAUGGCCCAGUCAGGAAGAUUAGGAUUCAGGGUAAAGCAUCGAUGAUCACGCCCAGCCUAAGGCUCAUGUCAUUGGUGCUUCUGGUGCUGUGCGUUAUGGGAUUGGCAGGCUCCAGCAGUGGUCUCCUGGCCCCGGUGCUCCAUCCAUCCUCGCAGCUCGAUACGGGCACAGAUGCUGUGGAAAGUUUAAGGGGCCCGCUCCCAAUGAGGUGGCUGUGUAUUCAUGAGCUGGAAAUGGGAGCGGGCAUGUGUAGGCAGCCUGCCACAAGAGGAGGUGUGUCUCCACGAGCCAAGAAGUGUGUGUACGAUGAGAGUGAGCUCACACUGAGAGAGGAGGUGGUGGAGGAGAGAGUGUCUGUAGGCAUGCGACUGAGAGUGAGGGGAAAGGAGUGA
Messenger RNA from Menidia menidia (Atlantic silverside), 3420 nucleotides. NCBI's taxonomy places the organism in Eukaryota, Metazoa, Chordata, Actinopteri, Atheriniformes, Atherinopsidae. The record is from the annotation of a GenBank genome assembly.